ACUGUAAUGUUUGAGUUUAUAAUCUAAGCAAAUUCUUUCUUAACUGUCAAAGAAGGUGAAGCCAUUAUUUCAGGACAGUCCCAAAGUGCUACUGCACGGAACUGGCCCCCUGACUACAGGAGCACCCUGCAAAAUGUCGACUGGUGAGAAUAUCUUGCUGCUGUCCCUGAUUUUUGCAGCCUGGUUCACAACCCUUACAGUUAACGGACAAAAUGCUGCACACCCAGAAGUGGUUACCAAAUAUGGGAAACUCCGAGGGCAGCAAAUCAAAGCUGAUGGAGCUGAGACAUAUGUAGAUAUUUUCCUGGGAAUUCCUUUUGCAAAGCCGCCUGUUGGACCUUUGAGAUUUUCCCCACCGGAGCCAGCUGAGCCAUGGAAGGGUCUCAGAGAUGCAACUUCCUACCCACCCAUGUGCCUACAGGACCCAGUGACUGGGCAGCAGCUAUCGGAUGCAUUUACUAAUAGAAAAGAAAAACUUCCUUUCCAAGUUUCCGAAGACUGUUUGUUCCUAAACGUGUACACACCUGCCAGCUCAGACAAGGACAUGUUACCUGUCAUGGUAUGGAUCCAUGGAGGUGGAUUAGUGAUUGGUGCAGCUUCAACAUAUGAUGGGUCAGCACUAUCAGCCUUUGAAAAUGUGGUGGUUGUAACAAUUCAAUACAGACUAGGGAUCCUUGGAUAUUUUAGCUCUGGCGAUGAACAUGCUCGUGGAAACUGGGGUUAUUUGGAUCAAGUGGCAGCUCUCCAGUGGAUUCAAGAAAAUAUUGAACAUUUUGGAGGAGAUCCAGGAUCUGUCACUAUAUUUGGAGAGUCUGCGGGAGGAAUCAGUGUUUCUGCCCUUGUCUUAUCUCCUCUGGCAAAUGGCUUGUUCCAUAAGGCCAUCUCAGAGAGUGGAGUUACAAUCAACAUGUUGUUUACUGCUCACCCUGAAGCACAAGCUAAUAAAAUUGCUAGGGUAUCUGGCUGCCAAUCAACCAGCUCUGCUGCAAUGGUUCAUUGUCUGAGGGAAAAGACAGAGGAAGAAAUAAUAGAAAUAACGCUAAAGAUGGAAUUCACAACACUACAGUUGAAUGCUGCAUCAUCUGGAGACUCUGAAAAGUCCCUAUUUAUCUCUGCAGUUUUGGAUGGUGUAUUUUUUCCUAAGAGCCCUGAGGAGCUACUGGCUGAAAAAGCAAUCAAUGCAGUCCCAUAUAUAAUAGGGACAAAUAACCAUGAAUUUGGAUGGCUACUUCCUAAUAUGUUGAAAUAUCCUGCUUUCACUGAAGGGUUGGACAAAGAAACAGUAACCUCACUGCUACUGAGCUCAGAGUUUUUUACACAUGUUCCUGCUGAGUUCACUUAUCUAUUAUCUAAUGAAUAUCUAAGCAAUAUAGAGGAGCCUACCCAGCUACGAGAUAGGCUUUUUGAACUGAUGGGAGAUGCAGUGUUUGUUGUUCCAGGCAUUCAAACAGCUAGAUAUUGCAGAGAUUCUGGCAACCUAGUCUACGUUUAUCAUUUUCAUCAUCGACCAAGUUCAUAUGAAGGUGUUAGACCAGACUUUGUAAAAGCGGAUCACGGCGACGAAACUGGCUAUGUUUUUGGAAAGCCCUUCUUAGCUGGUGAUGCUACAGAAGAAGAGGGUAAACUCAGCAGAACAAUUAUGAAAUACUGGGCUAAUUUUGCUCGAAAAGGAAAUCCUAAUGAUGAAGGUUUGGUGACAUGGCCAGCGUAUAAUGUGGAUGAACAAUACCUUAUAAUAGACUUAAAGCAGAAAGCAGCAAAGAAAUUGAAAGAGAACAGAGUGGAGUUCUGGACAAAGACCCUGCCUAAAAAGAUGGCUGAAGGAAAGAGAGAACACAAAGAGUUAUAAAGUUUGAGAAGCAUAUGGGUUGCUUUUAGUACAGUGAGAUAAAACAAGAUGACUUCAUCUGAAUGGGAGGCAUUUAAUACUCAUUUUGUAAUUCAUUAUAAUGUAGUUUAAUUUUAUGUAUGAGGCGUUAAAGAAGAACCUGAGCAAAACUGAGUCCCAGGAGGAACUGAGCUGCUGUGUUGCAAACCAGGCAGAAAACAGGCUGACCACUCAGUUUUAAAUAGAGUCAAUGAUGUUUGCUCACAAAAUAACACCGACUAGAGUUGUAGUACAACACUGUGGUAGAGUUUGGCACUGUCAAAAAAUUCUACAACAAAUAAGUUCAAAUACAGUAUCAUGAUAAUAUAUGGUACAUGUAACACGUUGCAGAUGCUGAGUAGCAGUGUUGUCCUUUAUUCCCCCUUUAUUUUCUCUCUCAGGAGACAUUAGUCCAGGGGUCGG
Messenger RNA from Trachemys scripta elegans, 2290 nucleotides. RefSeq names its product fatty acyl-CoA hydrolase precursor, medium chain-like. The record is from RefSeq and is a predicted model, not a curated record. NCBI's taxonomy places the organism in Eukaryota, Metazoa, Chordata, Testudines, Emydidae. The transcript is spliced from 15 exons. Bases 134 to 1849 code for a protein of 571 amino acids.